Messenger RNA from Chrysochloris asiatica (Cape golden mole), 372 nucleotides. Its product is annotated as MORF4 family-associated protein 1-like. The record is from RefSeq and is a predicted model, not a curated record. NCBI's taxonomy places the organism in Eukaryota, Metazoa, Chordata, Mammalia, Afrosoricida, Chrysochloridae. Bases 1 to 372 code for a protein of 123 amino acids. The transcript has a single exon.
AUGCGGCCCCUCGACGUGGUGGAGCUGGCGGAACCCGAGGAGGUGGAGGUGCUGGAGCCCGAGGAGGACUUCGAGCAGUUCCUGCUGCCGCUCAUCCACGAGAUGCGGGAGGACAUCGCGGCUCUGGUCCGCGAGCGCGGCCGGGCCUACCUGCGGACCCGGGGCAAGCUGUGGGAGAUGGACAAUCUGCUGCUUCACCUCCAGACGCAGGUGGAGGCGUCCGAGCAGAGCGCGCUCAACCACCUGCAGAGCCCCGACGACGGCGCGGCCGCCGGGCCCGAGCGCGCCGCCGACAAGGCCCGGGAGACGGCCAAGAUGGCCGAGAUGCUGGUGGAGCUGGUGCGGCGGAUCGAGCGCAGCCAGUCCGCCUGA